Dimorphilus gyrociliatus is the source of this 980-nucleotide messenger RNA. NCBI's taxonomy places the organism in Eukaryota, Metazoa, Annelida, Polychaeta, Dinophilidae. The record is from the annotation of a GenBank genome assembly.
ACUUAUAUCGUCUGCUAUUAAUAUAAUUUCUUUAAAACGAGUUUUUCAUGUAAAAACUAGUUAAAAUUCACAAUUAAUCAAGCUUUAUUCGAAUAUUUGUUAAAUUAUAUCUUCUGAAUACUUUUAUAAUUAAUAUGGAAGAUUUAGACGAAAUAAAGAAGAAUUUAAAGUUGCAGUUAGAGGAGGUAGAAGCUGUAAGUUCCAUGUUUCUGGAUGAAGAAUUCGAGUGGGAUAAUCCAAGCUGCAAACAAAAUAUUGAACUAUUCCUGAAAAAUCACAUAGACUACGAUAUACUUAGAGAAAGAUUAGGCUUUACACUUAAACUGUCCUCGGAAGAUUCAGCUGAUAAACGUGUCGAAUUAUCUAUAAAUUUGCCACAUCACUAUCCGAAGACUUGUCCGAGUUGUUCUGUUAGACUUCCGAAUAUCAGUAGAUCUAUACAUGAGAAAUUCAAUAAGAAUUUACAGUCAUAUAUAAAUCAAUUAGAAGAGGGGGAACUAAAGUUAAUGGAUAUCAUAGACUGGUGUCGGCAAAAAUGUUCAUCAAUUGAGGAAGAAAAUCCGACCCCGCAAUCUCCUAAAAGUAAAGUUACCGAAUGUGAAUUUUCAACACUAUGGAUGUACAGUCAUCAUAUUUAUAGCAAAUUCAAGCGUCGUGACAUUCUUGCUUUUUCCGAUGAAUUGAACUUGACAGGCUUCUCUAUGCCAGGUAAGCCAGGUAUAAUUUGUAUAGAAGGCUCACGGGAUUCAGUAGACGAGUUUUGGAAAAGAUUAAGAAGAAUGCAAUGGCAAAGAUUAAUGCAAAAGGAGAGAACUGAUGUUAAAUGUUCAUCAUAUGAAGAAAUGAAUAAAAUGAGAAAGUUUGGCGAUUUUCAAGAAAUGGGACGAAGUCAUUUAUUACCUUUAUUAAAAAGCAAAGGUUUAGAGAAUAUAUUCUCGCUAUAUUUCGGUGUCGAUGGUACUUUUAAAACAGAUGAAUAA